UUGCAGCCAUGGCGAGCUCUGACGUGAAACCAAAAUCAGUAAGUCGUGCCAAAAAAUGGUCAGAAGAGAUAGAAAAUCUAUACAGAUUUCAACAAGCAGGAUAUCGGGAUGAAAUUGAAUAUAAACAAGUGAAACAAGUUUCUAUGAUUGAUCGUUGGCCAGAGACUGGAUAUGUGAAGAAACUCCAGAGAAGAGACAAUACUUUCUAUUACUACAACAAACAGAGGGAAUGUGAGGACAAGGAAGUCCACAAAGUGAAAAUUUAUGCUUACUAG
Molecule: messenger RNA, 275 nt
Organism: Pteronotus mesoamericanus
Lineage: Eukaryota; Metazoa; Chordata; Mammalia; Chiroptera; Mormoopidae
Gene: MEIG1
Product: meiosis/spermiogenesis associated 1
Exons: 2
Coding region: 9-275 (88 amino acids)
Cellular component (GO): nucleus
Source: RefSeq, a predicted model, not a curated record